This is a messenger RNA of Papaver somniferum (opium poppy), 373 nucleotides long. RefSeq lists its product as uncharacterized. Lineage: Eukaryota; Viridiplantae; Streptophyta; Magnoliopsida; Ranunculales; Papaveraceae. The coding region runs from base 64 to 204 and encodes 46 amino acids. Gene Ontology annotation, biological process: negative regulation of cell population proliferation. The transcript has a single exon. The record is from RefSeq and is a predicted model, not a curated record.
UGAUCAAAGCAAUUCUAAAACAACACCAAGAAUUUGAUAAUUUACAAUCCUUUAUCAGAAACCAUGAAGAUGAUGAACGACUCAACAAUGGGAGGAUCAAAGAGAAAGUUAACCAGAGGACUUGGAGGAGUUCUUAGAGAACAGAGAGGAAGACUUUAUAUUAUUAGAAGAUGCGUGGUUAUGCUUCUCUGUUGGCAUGAUUGAUUUACUAACUUCAAGUUCAUAAAGAUGAAGAAGAAGAUGGAGAGAAGCCUUUUAUCAUCGUCAUCACAGAAAUCAUUUUUGAGUGUACAUAUACUGAAACGGAUUUAAUGUUGUUUAACGAUAAAUUUAACAAUUUUUAUGUAUUUUAUAAUUAGUCUUCGUAUGUAUA